CCGGGUCAAAUUCUGUUUUGAAGUCGCGAGGCAAAGACAGUCAACUGUACAACUUCCUGAGUGCAGAAAAUACGAACGUCCUUCAUAUGAAAUAUAUUUGAUCGUCAUUACUUACUAGCUAGUAGUUGUAUAAUAAAAUCGUGUGUGCGAGACUGGUGUUUUGGUUUACGUAUCCUCUAGUUUUGGUAGGAACGUGCGCUGGGGUAAAGAGAAUGUUGAGGCCACGGUCACGAUCACCCCACUAUUCUCACAGAGUUAGUCCGCGCAGGCAGGAUGGUCGGAGGUUCCCCUGGGACGACCCAGACUUCAACCCCCAGCAGGUGCUGGCUGACCUGGGCAGGCUGCCUGGGGAGGAUCAGUGGGUUCGCUUCAUGGACGAGAUCCACCCAGAUGGCCCAGAGGGCCACAGAAGACCUAUGUCCCCAGGCCUCCACAAGCUUGACCACCACCUCCCCCCAGAGGAAUUCCACCAACGCAGAACCCCACCGGCAGAACCCCACGAGCUGGGCUACGCCGAGCGCAGAAGGCUCUCCCCCCAUGAUGGCAGAGAGGGUGGCAGGGGAAAAGGAAGCGGGAGCGAAGGGCUGCCCCACUCACCUCAGAGGCUACCCAGAGAGAAGCUGCCAUCACUGGCCCCGCAGCACCCUCACUACAGUCCUGACCACCACCAGAUGGUGUCCUCUGCAAGCUGGAGAAGAGAAGACCAGAGCCAGGGAAGGUCCAGGGACCGCAGCCCCAGGGAGAGGGUUCAGGGUGGGGGGGAGAGGAGGGGUGGAGAUUUUUCAGGUCCCUAUGGAGACCAGAGCAGAGAAAACAUGCAUAGAGAGAGGAGCACCAUCUCUGAUCGGAACCGGAGGGAAGCUGAUGAAGCGGUGCAUCCUGGGUACGGAAAGGAGGCAGAGUUUAGGGUGCGCCGCCCCUCGUUGGAGAGACCCCGGGAAGGGUACGGAGGAGCAGGGCCACGGGGGCGCAGGGGCCCCUCGGGGAGCCACGAUGGCCAGGGGCCUGGAACCCUCAUCGUGGAGCAUGACCAUGGUAUUAUAAACAGCAGAGGGCCAGAACUCUACAACAACCAGAGGGGCCGUGGCCCCGACCAGAGCCCAAGCCACGACCGAUUCAGUCAUCGUCACCAUCGGGCCAGAGCCACUGAGGAGCGGUUCAGGAAAUCGGGUAGCAGGUCCAAUACCAGAGAAGAGGCCAGGGGUCGGCUUGUCCAUGAGGAGAGGAGAGGGCCUGUCCAUGAGGAGAGGAGAGGGCCUGUCCAGGAGGCGAGGAGAGGGCCUGUCCAUGAGGAGAGGAGAGGGCCUGUCCAGGAGGAGAGGAGAGGGCCUGUCCAGGAGGCGAGGAGAGGGCCUGUCCAGGAGGCGAGGAGAGGGCCUGUCCAUGAGGAGAGGAGAGGGCCUGUCCAUGAGGAGAGGAGAGGGCCUGUCCAUGAGGAGAGGAGAGGGCCUGUCCAUGAGGAGAGGAGAGGGCCUGUCCAUGAGGAGAGGAGAGGGCCUGUCCAUGAGGAGAGGAGAGGGCCUGUCCAUGAGGAGAGGAGAGGGCCUGUCCAUGAGGCGAGGAGAGGGCCUGUCCAUGAGGCGAGGAGAGGGCCUGUCCAGGAGGAGAGGAGAGGGCCUGUCCAGGAGGAGAGGAGAGGGCCUGUCCAGGAGGAGAGGAGAGGGCCUGUCCAGGAGGAGAGGAGAGGGCCUGUCCAGGAGGAGAGGAGAGGGCCUGUCCAGGAGGCGAGGAGAGGGCCUGUCCAGGAGGCGAGGAGAGGGCCUGUCCAGGAGGCGAGGAGAGGGCCUGUCCAGGAGGCGAGGAGAGGGCCUGUCCAGGAGGCGAGGAGAGGGCCUGUCCAGGAGGCGAGGAGAGGGCCUGUCCAGGAGGCGAGGAGAGGGCCUAUACAUGAGUCCAGAAGAAGCCCUGAUCGUCAUGGGAGAGCCAGCCCGAUGGGCUUCCAAGAUAGAGGUAGUCCCACAGAGCCCAGGGCCAGAAACAGUGCAUUCCGUGGGGCGAGGGGGGCCCCAGCCCAGGGUGGCAAGAGACAGAUGGGCCCCUCCAUGAACCAGCCCCGGCCUCUCCUUCAGGGAAUGCAGGGGAACCAACCCCGGGAUGCCAACCCCCAGCAUUCCCCUCCGGAGCACCAGGAGUACCAACCCAGGGGAGGCAUCUGGGACAUGGAGCUCAGAGAGGAGGCACCCGGUUGGGCAGAGGUGAGCGACAUGGAGCCCCGCUGGGAGAAGGACCGGGGACCAGGGCCGCGAGGAGGCCGGCCGCCAGCACAGGGCAGGAUGGAUCCUAGGAAACCUCAGCAUAGAGAUCUCAACCCCAACUGGAACCAACAGCAGAACGAUAUGGCAAUGCCUCGCAUGGGCGCCGGCGAGAAAGAGACGCUCACCAUCAAGGUGGACAUGAACCGGCCUGUGGGCCAGAACAGCCAGCUGUGCUACUCCUCAGACCGUCAGCUGUCGCUGGAUCUGGUCAACGUGGGCCGCCAGCGCCUAGACUUCCUGCCCAUGCUAGAGCAUUCUGGGACUUACCUGGAGUCCGCAAUGCACUCUGGGACUUUCGCCCAGGAGAUCAUCACCCUGGUGCACCAGGUCAAAGAGCAUUACUUUAGGGGUGAUGGUGUGAUGCUGAACGAGCGUUUCUCUGGCCCCCAAGAUGGAGGUCUGCCUGAGGAGGAGCAGGAGGAAGAAGGACCAACUCUGAACAGGCUGUUCAACAUGAGUAUGUCAGAACCUGAUAUGGAACCUGUCUUCUCUAAAGUUGGCCGCAUGCAGAGGCAGCAGCAGGCAGUGAGAGAUCCCGGAGACCUGAGACAUGACCUGGAGAGGAGGAGACAGGAGAGGCUGGAGGGAGUGAAGGUCACCAUACCUGGAGGCAGGCUCUCACAGCACCCCCUGGUUGCCGGGAGUGACCAUCAGGGGGGGUAUGGUAGAGAGGAAGACGAGGAACAGGAGGGCUUUCCAGGCUCGUCAGGCCCACCACGGAGAGGGAGGAGGUGGCCUGGAGACAUGGGGGGUCAGAGGAGAGGGGGCAUGAUUAGACAAGACAUGGGAGACCAGCAAAGGAACAACUGGCCUCCUAAUAGCCCUUGCAACCGGCCUGGACCAACGAGACAACAGAACCACAAUAUUAACGGUGCCAACUGGUGAAUGGAAUCUUGGAGCAAUCCAAAUGAAGUCAGUGGUUAUGUGAGGUCAGCCCGGAGGUUAACUGUUGAUAGGCUGUAUAUAUUAUAGAUCACACUGCUGCAGACUGACCACAGCCUGAACCACGACCACCUGACCUACUGACACUCUGUACCACGCUGUCAAUGUAAAGCCCAUGCAAUGUAGCUGCUCUCCUGACAGAGAGAGUAAUGUGCUGGGGAAGUAAGAUGGCCAACUGAUAUUUAAAGAUGCACUAUGCAUAAAUCGCUCCACCAUAUCCUGGUUGCAAAAUUUCAAAAGGUUUGCCUAAUUUCAGUUUGUUACAAAACGAGCAGGUAUAGUGUAGAGCAGGGGUAGGUAACCGUGCUCCUGGAGCCUCGCUGGUACUGCAGGAUUUUGUUUCGUCUAGGCACCACACCUGACCAACUGACAGGGCCGGCGGCAGAACUAAUCAGUUGGACCGGCCUUUGAUAUCCAUAGGCGGGCAUGUUUUUUCCCGGGACCACCUAUGUGUGCACCCGCUUGCAUGUUCAAAUUGUAAUAGUAAAGACCAUAGGCAGCUGGUGAGUUUCAAGUUUGUGGAUGCUUCCAAUUUACCCUAGCAUUUCUACCGUUCUUAGUGCCAGUUAUGCUAAUUUUUUUAUAUGCACAUUUUUGUGCAACAGUUUCAUUUCAAUAAUAAGAUUUUAUAUUCUCAAUCAUUGUCAUGUGGUUAAUCAUAAAAAUCUGAAAUAAAAUGAUAAAAAUGUCAAAGUUAAAAUUCAACUGAGGUGAGAGCAACAGCCUCUGCCAAAUGAACACAUUGAUACACUGUGAUCCAUUGGCGGCUAAAUGAGCUCAUAGAACUCCGAGAUAGCCUAUAGGCCAAUGUAGCAGUAGGCCUAUCCAUCUCAACUAAGUAAAGCUGACAAAUAAAAACAGUAGAAAAUAACCUGAUAAAUUCUGGUUCUUUCAAUCAUCUCUCUUCUCCACCUGUCUGCCUCCCUUUCUAUCUGUCUUGACUUGAGCUAAGUGCAACAUUGUAUUGUCUAGCCUAUUCCGGGCCCUCAGAGUUUCCCACACCAGUGAGCUCUAGACAGACCCAUCAGAUCAUGAUAUUUUGCUCUUUCACACCGAGGCGUGGUGAUUAUCGAGGCCGGGAGUGUUGGAAAGAUUUUUCUAAUACUUAGGAACUAUCAUUCGCAAUGGAUGUUAAAAAAACAGACUUCGUUGGCUUGUCUGAGGCAAAUAAAAAAUGAUUGAGAAACUGCUUAUUAGUGGUUGACGUGGUGAGUUAAGACAAUCAGUAAUCCAACAUUGCCAAAUGAGCACGUUCCUACAUAUGCAUGUAUUCUGGAGAGAUCCAUAUCUUCACCACACAACCCCUCCCCAUUUUGAUGCAACAUUUUAAAUUAUACUCAAAACACAUUAACUUCACACAUAUUUUAGAUGCUUUUCACUGACCAUGCAACUCAAUCAGCUAGACACAUUCCCACGUGUGCCCAAAUUGUGGGCAUCCCAAAUAGGCAUAGGCCUACACACUUGUGAUUUGAAACAAUCCACAGCUAUUUAAAAUAAAAAACAAUAAGCUAAUGAUCGUCUAUGGAUAAGGCAUGUACCUGGUGAAGUAUUUUGAAUGUUUUUAUUUGGACAGGAGUAAUUGUAUAUAUAUAUAUUAUUUCUUUAAACUUUUAGCGCAGUCCAGCAUCCUAGCAGUGCUCCCCUACUUUAUUUUCCAAUUCGCAAGAAGCUAAAACCAGAGAUCUGUAUGUAAUGACGAGAUGCUAAUUUCUCUGCCCUAACAAUGGGAGUCUUUGUCCUAAAGGCGGGAAGGCAGGCGACAAGCUUAGGUCUGCAUAUUAUUCCCAUAGAAACGCAUUGGGCUUGUACUGGACAUAUUCUGGCAAGAGUGAGCCCUCUUGCUUUGCCUCGCCUCUUGCUCUGCUGAAACUAUAUCACCGGAGAAAGCAUCUGAUCGAGCGAAACAGGGCCCUCUAUAUGUGCCCAUGUAUCUGACGCUGUCGUACAGAAAUAUUUCGACAUGCCAUACUCUUGGUCCAGACAGCAUCAGAUACAUGGUUUACACAUACUGAGACAGAGGGACGCUGUUUUGCUCCUGCCCAUGCUUUAACUGAGACCGAUGAGUCUUUCUGUCGGCACGUGUUCUCGGUCACAUAAAUGCUCAGUAUUUCAAUAUUUCAUUUGGACGCCGGCCCUGCCAACUGAGCUAAUUGAUCAGUUCAAUAUUUGCCUAAAUUCAAUACACCUGAUGUUCCAGUUUGGUUCAAUCAAAAACAUGAAGGGCUAGCAGCACUUAGUGAAAUACCUUUUACAUAACCAAAAAUAUUGUAUUUUCAGUCGUUUGAAGCGUGUGUACAAAACCGAAAGUAAAAGACGCAAAAAUGAAACGUAAGAACGGGAAGCAUAGAAAUAGUGCACAUAGAACAUACAGUUUAAGUCGGAAGUUUGCAUAAACCUUAGCCAAAUAUAUUUAAUAUCAGUUUCACAAUUCCUGACAUUUAAUCCGAAUAAAAAUUCCCUGUCUUAGGUCAGUUAGGAUCACCACUUUAUUUUAAGAAUGUGAAAUGUCAGAAUAAUAGUAGAGUGAUUUAUUUCAGCUUUUAUUUAUUUCAUCACAUUCCCAGUGGGUCAGAAGUUUACAUACACUCAAUUAGUGUUUGGUAGCAUUGCCUUUAAAUUGUUUAACUUGGGUCAAAUGUUUUGGGUAGCCUUCCACAAGCUUUCCACAAUAACUUGGGUGAAUUUUGUCCCAUUCCUCCUGACAGAGCUGGUUUAACUGAGUCAAGUUUGUAGGCCUCCUUGCUCGCACACACUUUUUCAGUUCUUCCCAUAAAUCUUCUAUAUGAUUGAGGUCAGGGCUUUGUGAUGGCCACUCCAAUAGCUUGACUUUGUUGUCCUUAAGCCAUUUUGUCACAACUUUGGAAGUAUGCUUGGGGUCAUUGUCCAUUUGGAAGACCCAUUUGCGACCAAGCUUUAACUUCCUGGCUGAUGUUGCUUCAAUAGAUCCACAUAAUUCUCCUUUCUCAUGAUGCCAUCCAUCUAUUUUGUGAAGUGCACCAGUCCCUCCUGCAGCAAAGCACCCCCACAACAUGAUGCUGCCACCCCCGUGCUUCACGUUUGGGAUGGUGUUCUUCGGCUUGCAAGCCUCCCUCUUUUUCCUCCAAACAUAACGAUGGUCAUAAUGGCCAAACAGUUCUGUUUUUGUUUCAUCAGACCAGAGGACAUUUCUCCAAAAAGUACAAUCUUUGUCCCCGUGUGCAGUUGCAAAUUGCAGUCUGGCUUUUUUAUGGCGGUUUUGGAGCAGUGGCUUCUUCCUUGCUGAGCGGCCUUUCAGGUUAUAUCGAUAUAGGACUGGUUUUACUGUGGAUAUAGAUACUUUUGUACCUGUUUCCUCCAGCAUCUUCACAAGGUCCUUUGCUGUUGUUCUGGGAUUGAUUUGCACUUUUCGCACCAAAGUACGUUCAUCUCUAGGAGACAGAACGCGUCUCCUUCCUGAGCAGUAUGAUGGCUACGUGGUCCCAUGGUGUUUAUACUUAAGUACUAUUGUUUGUACAGAUGAACGUGGUAGCUUCGGGUGUUUGGAAAUUGCUCCCGAGGAUGAAUCAGACUUGUGGAGGUCUACAAUUUGUUUUCUGAGGUCUUGGCUGAUUUCUUUUGUUUUUCCUAUGAUGUCAAGCAAAGGGGCACUGAGUUUGAAGGUAGGCCUUGAAAUACAUCCACAGGUACACCUCCAAUUGACUCAGGCUAAUUGACAUCAUUUAUCAGAAUCUUCUAAAGCCAAGACAUUUUCAGGAAUAUUCCAAGCUGUUUAAAGGCACAGUCAAUUUAGAAUGUGUAAACUUCUGACCCAGUGGAAUUGUGAUACAGUGAAAUAAUCUGUCUGUAAACAAUUGUUGGGAAAAUAACUUCUGUCAUGCACAAAGUGGAUGUCCUAACCGACUUGCCAAAACUAUAGUUUGUUAACAAGAAAUUUGUGGAGUGGUUGAAAAACGAGUUUUAAUGACUCUAACCUAAGUGUAUGUAAACUUCUGACUUCAACUGUAUAUACCGCUUCUUAGACUUGCUUUUAAUGAGAAUGACAGAUCUAUUAACACAUUUCUAUGUAAAUUUGGUCCGUUGGCCAAAAAGUUACAUAUUGCAGCUUUCAUUUAGGGGAAGUGACUUCAUAAUGCGAGCAUCCUGUUAGUGAGGAGCCACCUAAUUCAUUUAUCUGCGAUCGUAUUUGUUUAUGUUGAUGGUUUGUUUGACCAGUGUACCAUAGUUGAUGUUGUUGACCUGUCUCUACUGUAUCCUGUGUUGCCAGACCAUGUUAUUGUUUCUGAUCUGUCUAGGUUUGAUACACUCCACAUGAGGAAAGGCCCUACUAAUCUAUUGAUGUCAUUACUGUAAAUAUCAAAUAAAAGAGAUUACUCCUCAUA
Salvelinus fontinalis (brook trout) is the source of this 7555-nucleotide messenger RNA. RefSeq names its product thyroid hormone receptor-associated protein 3-like. The transcript has 11 exons. Gene Ontology annotation, cellular component: mediator complex. Gene Ontology annotation, molecular function: DNA binding; transcription coregulator activity. Bases 213 to 3140 code for a protein of 975 amino acids. Lineage: Eukaryota; Metazoa; Chordata; Actinopteri; Salmoniformes; Salmonidae. The record is from RefSeq and is a predicted model, not a curated record. Gene Ontology annotation, biological process: positive regulation of transcription by RNA polymerase II.